Molecule: messenger RNA, 1965 nt
Organism: Exophiala xenobiotica
Lineage: Eukaryota; Fungi; Ascomycota; Eurotiomycetes; Chaetothyriales; Herpotrichiellaceae
Exons: 1
Coding region: 241-1821 (526 amino acids)
Source: RefSeq, a predicted model, not a curated record
GUUGCCUGUCCUGACGUAUGUGUCCAAUGGAGCUCUCGAGCCUGACAGCCCACACAAGGCACCACGUAAACAUCCGGCUAGGCGAACAUCAUCUACACAUGACCGUCAUAAGCAACGCAAUGCCAACUUUCAGCAGAGGAGGUACCUACCUCGUCAGAAAAUAGUAUACAUUCCUUUCUAUUGGUGGUGUUGGCUUCAGGCAAGUCUCCCACCGUCCAUACCUUUUACCAGUUUUGCAUCAUGCAUGUUUGGACUCUUUCCGUGCUGCUCUUGACGAGCCUCGCAGGCGGCAGGGCAUCGCCGCUGCAGAAACGGUAUUUCGACUUCGAUGGCAAUGGUCUCCCGGAUCUUUGUUACCAAAUCUGUGAGCUCUCAAUUCGUUGCUUGCUGGUCGACGGGACAUGGACAACCAUUCCUAGCUCUCAACAACUACAUUCUGCCACGGACGCCGGUCCUUUAUCCUUCAUAACCGCACCCGGGCAGACACAAACUACAUCAGAUAUCGCUACGGCCUCGAGCCUGGCUGAGGUCCUAAAAUCCAUCACAACAUCGACCUCUUCGACGACGGCAUCUGCUGCUGUCUCAUCAUCAAUUACCUCGUCGUCAGCGGCCUCAUCUAGCUUUUCGACGACGGUCAGCACGACUCCAUUAUCAUCACCAACAUCUGCCUUCUCCACCUCGUUUACAGUCGGAUCAGAUGCUUUAUUAGUUCAGAGAACAACCGGAAAGUCAAGUUCAUCAACUAAAGCAAGCACCACCAGCACCCACAGUUCGCUGCCGACCGGGAAACUGCCUUCACCCUCGCAAUUCAAAGCAGACAAAGGUGACAAAUGGACCCUGGAUUAUAUGGGCGACCUCAAGUUCACCGACGUUCUUCAGAAGAGAGGUCUUAGAGGCGAUAACUGUCGAACGGGUAAAAUUGGGGACAAGGUCAUUUGGAACUGCGGCGACAUGAUGUGUGGUGAUGACUUGGCCUUAUGCGGCUUCUCCAUGUCACCAGCAUUCUAUGGUACGGACGACGUCAUGCUCGUGAACACCACCGGAAUCAAGAACGUCGCUGAAAACAACUUCGUCCAACCGUGGUCUGGCGACCAAAAGUUUUCGCAGCCCUGGAAAAACUGGGGGAUGUACACAUCGAAUGUGGCGCCAAUCAACUCGACGCACGGCGUGGUCUAUGGCUGGGAACACUGGCGAAACGGACCUGGGGCCAGUUAUCUCAACAGAGGAAACUCGGUGUCAGCGGUGACCCUAGGCGACGACAGGCCCGUUGCUACUCGAGUCGGCCCUCUUUUAACCGGACCACACGCCAUUAUGCUGGGACUUCUUGCGAUUCUGCGGGUUGAUGACUAUAUUUAUGUCUAUUCGGGUGGCGGGCCGUCCCAUACCACCGUUGGCCGUGUCAACGCCUCUGACGACGUGUUCGAUGCUGACAAGUACGAAUUUUUGAAGUUUGGCACCAACGAUACGUGGAUCUCAGGCAUUCCCUCCAACACCACCAAGGAAGUCGGCGCAAUGAUUGAGAACAAUGAAGAGGCCGACUUGUGUGGCGUCUGGGGCUCCGUCGUCUACAACAACUAUCUGAACAAAUAUAUCAUGCUGUGCGGUCAUUAUUCCGAGACCGUUGACAUGUACACCUCGAACACCCCCUGGGGACCCUGGAGAGGUUCAUAUCAGAUUGCAGGUGGUGGCAACUUCUCCGGAAGUUACGGUAUGAUGAUGCAUCCCGAGUAUUCUCCCAGUGGGAAGAGUCACAAGUCCUGGUACUUCUCUCUGGGUCCGAAUUGGGAGUUCAACAUGUACAAAGUCACGUUUGAUUAUUGAGAAUGCCACGCACGACGUCCUCUGUCUGGCGUUGUAGGUAUAGAGAUAGAUAGGAUAUACCAUGGGAGCCAUAGUUUUCUGAAAUCAGCCAGGUCUGAUAUGAUUGCUGAUCAACCAUGCGGGCCAGAGUUUGCGUUGUACUAG